This is a messenger RNA of Xiphias gladius (swordfish), 2512 nucleotides long. Its product is annotated as bone morphogenetic protein 7-like. Gene Ontology annotation, cellular component: extracellular region. The transcript is spliced from 7 exons. The coding region runs from base 294 to 1571 and encodes 425 amino acids. Gene Ontology annotation, biological process: SMAD protein signal transduction. The record is from RefSeq and is a predicted model, not a curated record. Gene Ontology annotation, molecular function: growth factor activity; cytokine activity. NCBI's taxonomy places the organism in Eukaryota, Metazoa, Chordata, Actinopteri, Istiophoriformes, Xiphiidae.
CUUUUCAUUGCCUCACUCCCACACGCCGCCCCAGUCUUGGUUUAUUCCAUUCUGAACCCUUCCUGCCCCUCCCCUGACACAGCCUCAAUAAAAUCCAUUCCCAAGUUGCCAUCAAGAAGAGCGCACGGCAAUGUCAGACAGUGCGUAACGACAGAUGAAGAGGGAGUGGUAUUCGGAGUUGAUAGAAGAUAGUGUGCUUUGCUCCCCCACAUAAAGGAGGACUCUUCAUUAACAAACCGCAUCUCCAGUGUCACCUUUCGACUUACUAGAGCCGCGCGUAAUAUUUGGGUAGAAUGAUGACAAGCGCCUUGGCGACAACAUUGACACUCCUGUCUUGGGGUUACUGCGUGUUGGCCACGCAGGUCGCCUUCUCCAACUUCUCCAUGGACAACGAGGUGCGCUCCAGCUUCAUCCAGCGGCGGCUGCGGAGCCAGGAGCGCAGGGAGAUGCAGCGGGAGAUCCUCUCCAUCCUGGGGCUGCCGCACCGUCCGCGUCCGCACGUCCACACCAGACAGAACGCUGCCCCGAUGUUCAUGCUGGACCUGUACAAUACCAUCUCCACAGACACCGAGCCCCACGGAUAUUCUUAUUACAAGCCCGUUUUACCCACCCGGGCCGCCCCCAUGGUCACCCCACAGGACAGCCGCUUCCUAGAUGACGCAGAUAUGGUGAUGAGCUUUGCCAACCUCGUUGAUCAGGAUCAGGAUCUUCUCUACCAGCAGGGCCGAAGGGAAUUUCGUUUUGACCUUUCCCGUAUUCCAGAGGGAGAGGCCGUCACAGCAGCAGAGUUCAGGAUUUACAAAGAGUUCAUCCAAGAACACUACGAGAAUGAGACGCUCAGAGUCAGCAUCUACCAGGUCCUGCAGGAGCCUCCAAAUAGUGAAGCGGAGCUGUUGCUGCUGGACCAGCGAGAUGUUUGGGCUGCAGAGGAGGGCUGGCUGGUUUUUGACCUGACAGCCACCAGUAACCUCUGGCUGUUCAACCCUGAGCAGAACCUCGGCCUGCACCUGGUUUUGGAGGACAGCCAUGGCCAGAGGAGGAACCCGAGAUUAGCAGGGCUGUUGACGGGCAGUGGGCCACAGGAAAAGCAGCCCUUCAUGGUCGCCUUCUUCAGAGCCAGUGAGGUGCGCUUCCGCAGCAUCCGUUCUGCCCAAGGCCACAAGGCUCGCCAGUCUAACCGCUCCAAACCUCAGAGGACUGUUCAGGAUGCAAUAAAGGCAGUGGAGGCUGCAACAGAUAACCUCGGUAUCUCUAAAGAGGGAUGUAAAAAGCGUGAGCUGUAUGUCAGUUUCAGAGAUUUGGGAUGGCAGGACUGGAUAAUAGCACCAGAGGGCUAUGCAGCAUAUUAUUGCGAAGGGGAAUGUGCUUUCCCUCUCAACUCCUACAUGAAUGCUACUAAUCACGCUAUUGUGCAAACUCUGGUGCACUUUAUCAACCCGGAGACAGUGCCCAAGCCCUGCUGUGCCCCUACACAGCUCCAUGGCAUCUCAGUGCUCUACUUCGAUGACAGCUCCAAUGUCAUCCUCAAGAAGUACCGCAACAUGGUGGUCAGAGCUUGUGGCUGUCACUAAUCGCUUUUCCCCUUCCUUUGAGUUUUGCAAAUCCGGAGAGGGAUGCAUAUAAACACAGAGGUGGAGGAAACAGAGACGAGAUGAUUGACUGCCUGGUGACAAGGGAACUCCUGCCACAGAACAAAGUUUAUUCUGAGAGACUGUCUUUAUGAUCAGCAGCUGAGUCGCCCUUGUAGUAUUAACCACUACCACACCCCAAUCAGCACUAAUGGUCAGAGAGAGAGGCUGCACAAAAGAUUUUCCUUUUAGUGUGACUAGAAAAAGUCCACUAAAAGGACUCCAAGUAGUGUUGAGUUACUUGGGAAGCUCAAACAAAACAUGGAUUGCUAAAAACAUAAUGUAAAAAGUUUCAACCAUUUUCCGUAUUUGCAGAGAUCAUGUAAUGUACUACACAUAUCUGCAUUUGAAUUGUCUUUUGACAAGAGGUAUGAGAAUAUGAAAUAUUGCUUGCAUGGAAAUGUGAAUUUGAUAGUUACUCAGCCCAUAAAACUUUAAAUCUCCACCUUCCUGUUCAAUCACUUCACAUUGUGUUUUGGAACCACUGGAUGAACUUAUUUCCUGAUCAGAAAAAAUGUUCCUCAACAGACUUCACUGGUGUUGAACUGGUUGUUCAGCAGACCAGUUGGGCCAGGUCAGGUGUAAGACAUCUGGCAGCUUGUGUGUGUGCGCUGCUGAUGUAGGGGAGCUCAGUGAAGAAUGACGGCCAAGACUGUUAAUAGUGAAUAGGGUUGAAAGAACUGGCUUUUGGGCCUCAUUUCCUGGUGCAGACAUUUAACACUAGGCCUGUGAAAGGCCUACAGUCUGCAAAAUGUCAGUGAUUCAUCUUCAUGAGGCGGACAUCGGGGUGGGCAACAUCACCCCCAACUGCAGAGCUGCAGGUCAGGUCAGAUCAAACAGAGGCUGUAAUUUUAUUUUGUCAGAUUAAAGUAGCUGAAUAAAUG